Mollisia scopiformis is the source of this 1512-nucleotide messenger RNA. RefSeq lists its product as uncharacterized. The record is from RefSeq and is a predicted model, not a curated record. Bases 126 to 1421 code for a protein of 431 amino acids. The transcript is spliced from 2 exons. Lineage: Eukaryota; Fungi; Ascomycota; Leotiomycetes; Helotiales; Mollisiaceae. Gene Ontology annotation, molecular function: protein binding.
GUCUUCAACAUCUUCUAUCAUUCACUUAAAGUCACGCAAGCCAGCAGAAUAUCACGCGCGUCGUAUUUCGCGCAACUCUCGUGCAUCACGUCAAGUUCUUUCGAUUCUAAGCACCCCUUCAAAACAUGGCGCCACGUUUGGAAGACUGCCCGAACGAGGUCAUCGAGUCAAUCGUCGUACUUCUAGACUUGAAUGAUAUCUGUAACCUGCGUCAAACCAGUCGAUCACUAGCUACGAAAGCCACUCAGAACCAUUUCAAGUCAUUCUAUCUCUCGAAACAUGUAGACACCACCACACGAUCACUGGAAAAGUUUGUCGAUGCAACUCGCCCUGGUCGACUUGGAUGUCUAGUCCAGAAUUUGACAAUAUUCGGCGUCUUUACGUUUCCCAGAGUAGAUGGCCGCGAUUUAGCAGCAGGGCUGUGGGCUACGGGCAUGAAGUUGGACCUCCUUAACCAGGCGUUGAGCGGUAUUGCGGCAGCCAAGAGGACCGAGGAAACUAUAUCACUCUCGCGCAAUGGCGUGGACUGGGAGUCAUAUUGGCAGUGCGUAGCUGGUACAUUUCACACCGCGAUGCGCGCGGUAGCGGCAAGCGGAUUAAAGUUGCGGGCCCUGAUUGUGUUCCACGAUACAGGGGGCCAGUCGGGCAACCUCGGAUGCGAUGAGCUUAAUCGUCUCGACUUUCAGGAUCAGAGGCUCGUUGCGUCUCUUUCGAGCUUGAAAUAUCUGGCUCUCAGCUUGUCUGACAGGGCUAUCACGAAUCUGCCUGAACCUGAUCGGUCCCAGCCUCCAAAACAGGAGUUCAUUCUAGAGGCGAUGGGAAAAGCAACCGACCAGGAGAAUUUCAUUGGCCUUGAAAAAUUGUUGCAGCUUGCACCUCUACUGGAGGACCUCGAAAUACGCUACUAUCGAUUGAACGCGGCCCACGUCUUUCUCAGAAGUCCAUACCUUCAACACGAGCUUCUGUUGAGAGAACUGGCCCAGUCAGAGAAGUUGCCAAGGCUGAAGACGUGUAGCAUUCGCGGAAUAGUCAUCAGCAGCGAGGACUUGUUGGCCUUCGUUCGGCGAACAGCUCCCCAGCGGCUGUUAUUGGACAACGUAAUCCUGUCUGGGGGUAUUUUCACACCUUUCUUCGAUCACUGCACCGGUGAAACAACCGGCAUAUUGGAAUUUGAGUUCAAGGAACUGUUUGAAAAGCACAACAUAGUGCAUUUCGGUGAGCCUGGUCAAGGAAGUUUCGCUCAAGGACUACAACAGACGGGCACAAACAGUUCACGAACCUCAACGUCAUUAAUAAGGACGGGCGACGGGGUGAAAAAGCCGAUUUCUUAUCAUUAUUACCAUGGCGUUCCCAUGGAUACUCCUCAGAUAAGGGAGGAGCGCCGGGAGCGUCAAAGACUCUAUGGCCCACUGCAUAGAUGAGAGGCAAACAUCGUUUGGGGUUCAGUAUCUAAAUAAACAAUUCAGGACAUCUGGUGUUUGACUUAAGCAAUGAUUUUGGAUUCAUGUCAUC